AUGGAAAAGGGAUAUGCUGGAUGGAGCAGGGCUAUAGUCAUCGCACUAUCAGCCAAGAACAAAGUUGUUUUCAUUGAUGGAACCUCCUCAGAGCCAGACUCGAAUUCUCCUCAGUAUAAAGCAUGGAGUCGUUGUAACGAUAUGUGCAAUGGAGCACAACUAUACCAACUCCAAAAGGAACUCUCUGAUGCUACUCAAGGAGCCUCUGAUAUAGCAGGCUGCUUUACUAAAAUUAAGAAAAUAUCGGAUGAAUUAGAUGCACUUAACACUGCUGAUCAUUGUACCUGCAAGAGCUCUUGUGGAGGAAAGGCAAAAACUAUCAAGUCACUUCAGGAUGGCAGGCUGAUUCAGUUUCUCAUGGGUUUGAAUGAAGCUUACUUAGGGGUUAAGAGCAACAUCCUCAUGAUGGGUCCUUUGCCCACAGUCAGCCAUGAUUACUCCCUGCUCAUGCAAGAUGAGAAACAAAGGCAUGUUCAUGUGGCUUCUCAUCUUUCUGAUGCAGCCUUCAUGGUAAGUAAUCAGAAGUUCAACACUGCUCAGAGGUUGAUAGGUUUCACAAGUGAUUUCAAAUUCACAAAAUCCAAGAGGAUGCAAGCUGAUGCACAAAGCAAUGUUUUCACUGUUGGUUCUGAUGCUAACAACAUGCAACCAAUUCAGGAUCAGGGAAGUCUCUCUAAUGGAAAUGUCAUAACACAGGAAGAAUUCACUCAGCUUUUUCAAUUACUGCAAGAGGUGAAAGUUGGACAACAAAGUGAACAAACUUCUUAUGAUAAUGUUUCUUCCAACUGUGCUGGUAUCAUUACCCCUUUUCUUAACCCUAAUUCUUUUUCUUUAUUCUCUCAUACUACUUCUAACUUUUGGAUACUUGACUCUGGAGCUUCAGAGCAUAUGACAUAUGAUAAAUCUUUAUUGUUUGACAUUAAACCUUUGCGUAGAGCAGCCCCUUCAAUGAAGAGGGUAGUAGUUCUUGGUGAAGUUCAGCAUGGGCUUUAUCUACUCAAAUCAGCUCCUGUCAAGUCUAGUUCAGUUUCAGUUAUUCCUAGUUUAAUUUCUACAAAGAAUCUAGUUUCUAGUUCAGUUUGUAAUAGCACUACUAGUCCAGUUGUUUCACUCUCUCAGCCUAGUGUUUCCAAAUUAUCUUCAGAUGUAAGCCUUUGGCAUCAAAGAUUGGGGCAUUUGCCUUUUACUGAUUCUCCCAUUCUAUCUACUUCCAGUAGCUCCCAUCCUCAGAGUUCACCUUCUCCUUCUCCUAUUUCAUCACCUCUCACCCCUGUUCCUUUCCCUGUUUCUACCCCUGUUUCCAGCCCUUCUAUUUCUCCCUCUAUUACUCCUGCUCCCAUACUUAGACAUUUCACUAGAGUAUCUAAUCCUCCUUCUUAUUUGGCAGAUUACAUAUGCAAUAGUAUUUAUUUAACUAACCUGAUUGCCUCUUGUUUUGCAGCUUCACCUUGCACUACUGUUUUACCAUUUUCUGCUCUCACUAAGUCAAAUCAAAUCUUACUUAAAUCUAUUUCCCAUAUCCCUAAACCAGUUACGAUUUUAGCCUCUUUGCACCCAUGUUCGCGGGAAGCAAUGGCAAAAGCGUCUGAGGCUUUGGAAGCCAAUCAAACUUGGGAUGUAGUUGAACUUCCUCGAGAUAAAAAAGGCUCUACUAUAUAA
Messenger RNA from Nicotiana tabacum (common tobacco), 1659 nucleotides. NCBI's taxonomy places the organism in Eukaryota, Viridiplantae, Streptophyta, Magnoliopsida, Solanales, Solanaceae. The record is from RefSeq and is a predicted model, not a curated record.